This is a messenger RNA of Naegleria gruberi, 1716 nucleotides long. RefSeq lists its product as uncharacterized. Gene Ontology annotation, molecular function: zinc ion binding; DNA-binding transcription factor activity, RNA polymerase II-specific. The transcript has 4 exons. NCBI's taxonomy places the organism in Eukaryota, Heterolobosea, Eutetramitea, Acrasida, Naegleriidae. Gene Ontology annotation, biological process: regulation of DNA-templated transcription. Bases 1 to 1716 code for a protein of 571 amino acids. The record is from RefSeq and is a predicted model, not a curated record.
AUGACUCAACGAGAGGAUGAAUUAAACAUGUCCAUUCAUAAUGGAGAAGAUGAAGAAGAGAAUGUUCUUCGAAAAACUUCAGAAGGAACAGAUGCAAGUUCCGAAACAAUGUUUCAUCCGAUUUCCUGUAAUAAAUGUAGAACGAAUCAUAAAAAAUGUGAUAAAAAGUUACCAAUGUGCUCGUAUUGUGCCAGUAGAGGAAUUGCUUGUGAAUAUGAUAAUCCUAGAAAGAGAGGAAAAGGCUCGGAUCAGUAUCCUCCAGAACCAAAAAAGAGAAAGAUUAAAAUUCAACCAGAAUGGAAGGAAAUUGGACUUUUGGAUCCAAAUUUACUUGUGGAAUUUUAUUAUGACUACCUGUCGGAUGGUUUAGCAGUUUUACCAAAACACAAAUUUACUUAUUUUGUAACGAAUUGUUUGAAUCAAUUUAUGAGAGUUUCUACGGAACCUCUUACAUUGGAAACUAAUGAUUUAAUCAAGUCAGAGGAGGAAAUGAGAGGAUUAUAUAUAAUGUAUUCAGCCCUUCUGACUGUGUAUUAUCAAUUUCAUGCCAAAACGGAAUUGGCUACCCUCACUGCAAGUAUAUGUGAAAAGGAAAUUACAAAACAUUCCAUAGAAUGUUUUGAAAACUUGUAUUUUGUUGCAGGUUGUCAUACUAUAGCUCUGUUUUUUCUCAUUGAGGGUAGUCAAGAGAAAAAGGGAAAGUUUUUUGGACACUACGUAACUUAUUUCUUCAAAAUGAAAGACAAUAUAGAUGAUAUGGAUGCUUUUGAGAAGAAUUUUUAUCAUUCCUAUUUGCUAAUUAAGCACGUAUGUGAACACGAACCUCCAAAAGAUUUCAAGUCAUUUAUUAGUGGAUUGCCACAGUUCUUCCAAGUACUGUCGGGAAGAAAUAUUGAGGAUGUUGUAAUACCAGAAGUUUGGGAAUAUUUGAAGAGUGCAGAACCUAAUUCAGCAAAUUACAUGAUUUUCAAACAAUUAUUGGAAAAUGUCUUUCUUUUUGCGGAUCAACAUAAGAAACAUAUGAUGACAAGUAACUUGAGCAAUGAUUCAAUUUCAAAGAAUUAUUUGGAAUUUGAAAGUUUGAUUAGGAAUAUUAUUCAUGAUGGAUUCAGAUUGCUAUUCUAUGGAAAAAUUCCUGAAUUGGCUGGUGAACUCAUUGAAGAAGUUGCUUUGAGAAUUACUCUCCAAACUGAAAAUGAUUUAUUCAAACUUGCACUUCCAGCUGUAGAUAUUGGAAUAAGAAAAGCAUGUGAAUUCCACUUGAAAGUUUCACAGGAAGUUGAGAUGGGUCUACGUGACAGGAGAUCUAGAAUCAAAACCUCCUCAGGAAAGACAAUCUCAUUCGAUAAUUAUUCACUUUUGGAAAAGGAUUUAAAGGCCAUUAAAUUAUUGGCAAGUAGAUUCAAAUCAAUUUACAAUAUUGAUAAGGAACUCAUUGCUAAAUGUGAAGAAUUUCUGAAAAGACAGGAGGAAAAGCAACAAACACAACCUUCCAUAACCAUGUUACCUCCUAUUGAUACUAAUUUAUUGAGACCUCCAGUACAUAUUGAAUGGAAUCAUCAUAAUCAAGAUUCAUUCUUGUCAUCAAUGAUGGAUUUUGUCAAACUAAUGACACAAAAUAACAAUGGAAAUAUGUCAUCACCCUCACCAUCCAACUCUUCAUUUGGUAGUGCAAGCAGCAGCGCUCCUUAUGAUCCUUGGAGUUUAUUCCAAUAA